UGCAGAAAUGUUUACGAAUUGACACUUGGAUGUGACUGUGCCGCUCAAUGUUAAUUUUGUUAGUUUAAAGCCGUAAUAAUACUGAAAGUAAGACAGGUCAACACCAUGAGAGAAGUUUUAGGACCCCUUUUGGGGCUGUUAUGCUUCCUUCUGAUUGGCACCACAGUGAAGUGUCAAAGUAAAGUCAAGCCUGUAACAACUCAUCUUUCUGCCAAAUGGAGUCACACACCUCUGUUAUUGGAGACUGCAGAAUACAUGAGAGAAGAGAGCAUUGCUACCUUCUGGGAGUUUGUGGAAGCUGUUUCACAAAAAGAUUUUACUCUUUUUACUAAAGGAAGUGAUAAAGCAGCAUAUAAUGAGAUCCUUAAAACUGCUGGUCAGUUUUUGUCACCAUCACAAGUCAGCAUUCUGAAGCUCAGCCUGUCCAUGAGAGUGUACUCACCAAAGAUUGAAAUGUUUCGUCAGAUUGCUCUAGACAGAAAUCUCCCGACUGGAGAGGACUGUAUUGCUGUAUUUGAUGUUAAUGGAGAGCUUUCAUGUAAUAUUGAGGCAAUGAAGAAAUUAGUGGAAGUAGGUUCAGGCACUAAACCUGUGUCUUAUGAUGUGGACCAUCAUUAUCCUGGAGGAGAGAAUGCUAAGGUUGGAGUCACCCUUUAUGCUGAACUAGGGACUAAAGAAUUCCGAGCACAUCAUUUAGCACUGAAGGAACUUGUUGGAUUGGGCAAAAUUGAUUAUGUUCUUCGACCAUAUAUAAAGAAAGUGUCCGCAGUUAUUAUGGAAAAGAUGCAACAAUGUUCUGUUGGCCUUGAAAGAGAUGAUGAAUGCCACAAGAAAUCUUUUACUUCACGUGUUGGUUUGAUGAAUGCUGCUGAACUGGAUGAUGAAGAAAGAGUUGAUUGCCUUAAGAGCAGAAAUGAAGAAUUCCAUAGAUACAGAGAGUCUUAA
Penaeus indicus is the source of this 945-nucleotide messenger RNA. RefSeq names its product UDP-glucose:glycoprotein glucosyltransferase 2-like. Bases 106 to 945 code for a protein of 279 amino acids. NCBI's taxonomy places the organism in Eukaryota, Metazoa, Arthropoda, Malacostraca, Decapoda, Penaeidae. The transcript has 6 exons. Gene Ontology annotation, molecular function: UDP-glucose:glycoprotein glucosyltransferase activity. The record is from RefSeq and is a predicted model, not a curated record. Gene Ontology annotation, cellular component: endoplasmic reticulum.